Messenger RNA from Aedes aegypti (yellow fever mosquito), 1189 nucleotides. Its product is annotated as 1,5-anhydro-D-fructose reductase. Bases 138 to 1109 code for a protein of 323 amino acids. The transcript is spliced from 3 exons. NCBI's taxonomy places the organism in Eukaryota, Metazoa, Arthropoda, Insecta, Diptera, Culicidae. The record is from RefSeq and is a predicted model, not a curated record. Gene Ontology annotation, molecular function: aldose reductase (NADPH) activity. Gene Ontology annotation, cellular component: cytosol.
UACCUUUUCAAAUCAUUCGCAUUUCAAGCUUGCUUGGAAACACACUUGUUUUAACAUACGCCUCGUCGCGUACGCGUAUAUCCUUAACAAAGGAAAAUUUAUAGGUGAAUUAGAUUAUUUCCACCGACGCUAUCAACAUGUCUCCAAAAGCACCGAUGGUCAAGUUGAACAACGGUCUGGAAAUGCCAGUUCUCGGCCUUGGAACAUGGCUGUCCAAGGAGGGUGAAGGCGUAGAGGCAAUCAAAGCAGCCAUCGACGCGGGAUAUCGGCACAUCGAUACGGCCUAUUUUUACCAAAAUGAGAAAGAGGUUGGCGAAGCUAUACGCGCCAAGAUCGAAGAAGGCGUAGUUUGCCGGGAAGAUUUAUUUGUGACGACGAAGUUAUGGAAUACCUAUCACCAUCCAGACCAUGUGGAACAAGCGUUCCAAAAGUCUUUGGAAAACCUGAACAUUGAGUAUAUUGACCUGUAUUUAAUGCACCUGCCCAUCGGGUACAAGUUUAUCGAUUGGGAUACCAAAAACUUGAUGCCGUAUGAUGCGGAUGGAAAGCUGCAAUUCUCUGAUGUUGAUUAUAUCGACACCUGGAAAGCUAUGGAAAAGUUGUUAAAAACAGGAAAGGUUAAGAGCAUUGGAGUUUCAAACUUCAACAGUGAACAAAUCACUCGAUUGCUUGCCGAAUGCGAAAUCAAGCCUGUAACCAAUCAGGUCGAGUGUAAUCCAAGUCUCAACCAACGAAAACUGACUGAGUUCUGUAAAAACUUGGACAUUACUCUGACCGCUUAUAGUCCUCUGGGUCGUCCAAAUUAUUACGAGAAGGACCCCGACAACAUGCCAAAGCCUGCUUUGGAUGAUCCUAAGGUGAUUGAGAUCGGUAAAAAGUACAACAAAACGUCGGGCCAGGUAAUCCUCAGAUAUUUGGUCGACAUUGGAACUAUCCCAAUCCCAAAGUCAUCCAACUCGGAACGCAUUCGGCAGAACAUUGACAUCUUCGACUUCAAACUGACGGAAGAGGAAAUUAAAAUUAUGGAUGGAUUCCAUACUGGACAGCGUACGGUACCGUUCAACCUCUGUACCAGUCACAAGUAUUUCCCAUUUAAUGCUGAAUUUUAAAUAUAGAUCGUUCUUGUAAUGGUAUCAAGAAAUAAUAAAGAAGAAAGGUUUUGACUGUGUUCAAAUAAAAAUAAAGAAAA